This is a messenger RNA of Sordaria macrospora k-hell, 5295 nucleotides long. RefSeq lists its product as uncharacterized. Gene Ontology annotation, biological process: protein phosphorylation. Lineage: Eukaryota; Fungi; Ascomycota; Sordariomycetes; Sordariales; Sordariaceae. Gene Ontology annotation, molecular function: protein kinase activity; ATP binding. The record is from RefSeq and is a predicted model, not a curated record.
AUGUACCAAAAUGGCCAGAGGGACCCUCCGCGGCCCUUUGCGGUCCCGCCGCCACCGCCCAUGUCACCCCCGCAAGUCGGUUCUGGAGUCGCAGGCAUCAACAAUGUCAUGAACAUUCCUCCUCCACCUCCUCGCUACCCGCCAGCACCAGGAACUGUUGGCGGCUCCUUAUUGCCGCCCCCUCCCGGCCCGCCUCCCGGAAACCCAGGUUUUCCCCCGAGCGCAAUUCCCCCGCCGAGCGCCUUGGGCUCUGCACCAUGGCAUGGCGCCUGGGGACGCCCAUAUAAUGGACAAACCGCCUUCAACCUUCCUCCUCCCCCACCUGGCGGAAAUGGCGGGCUGCAGGCCUACAAUCCCUUGUUGCAUGCGCAGGCUGCUGCAGCGGCGGCUGCGGCUGCGUCCGCUUCCAACACCCCGGGUCCACCUACUACCUCGAUCACGAUACCUCCUCCGCCUCCACAGAGCGAGCAAAUGAGCGCGACCUAUAUUCCUUCGGCCGGCGAUACGUAUGGUGAGGGUGUUGGCAUUCCGGGAUUGGGGCUGCCCGAAGAGAUGGGUGGCCCAGGGAGCUGGACCGCGGUCGAACAACAGCGCCUGGGAGGAAUGCCCAUAGAGGAUGCGCAUAGGUUAUACGCUGCCCCAACGGCCGACAGGGGCUUAUCGACCAACAGCAAUACCACCAACAGCUCUUCUGCAAUCCCUCUCGAGCUGGCAGCCCAGUGGCCGCUUGAAAGGGUUCUGAUGUGGCUUCAGGGAAACAGCUUCUCCCAGGACUGGCUGAACACGUUUAAGGUUUUGAACCUCCAUGGCGCGCAGUUUCUGGAGCUCGGAAGUGGUCACGGUGGUCGUGGGAACUUUGGUAUGAUGCAUCAGCAGGUAUAUCCGCAGCUGGCGCAUGAGUGCCAGAUGAGCAAGACGGGCUGGGAUCAGACGAAAGAGCGGGAGGAAGGCAAGCGGAUGCGACGACUCAUCAGGGGAAUCGUAACGGGACGGCCCGUUGACGCAUCCAAAGUUUCACCGGCAAGUGGAGGCGGGCAACAAGCAGGAGGAAAUGCAGGCGGUCAUGCUCGCAAAGAGUCCGUUAGUGCAAGUGUCCCGCCUAGCGCAGGUCCCGAUUCUGCAGAUUCUCCAAACGUGGAGUUUAGCAAAUCUCGUCCCUUCGUGCAGGAGCGGGAAGAGCAAGUUCAGUCCGGUCCCAAGGCCCCGGGCCCGGGCUUUGCAGGCAGGAGAUUCUCCCAAUCGCGCUCAACAACGAUGCCGCUGCUGACGAGUACCAUGUCUUCAGCCGAGCCAAACCACCGUAGCCUGAUGAAGAACCUGGAUAUAGACAGCGCCCGUCGUCACAGCCCGAGCACCAGCAACGUGAGCGAAUCCGGCGACUUAAACGCAGGCACGUUCCGUAACGUUGGAAGAGAAAGGGCCGGGGACAGUCCGAUCGGUGGCAGUCCUAACCCAUCCUCUGCCCUCUUUCCUUCUAGCGCCAGCAACAACACAGUCUUGCCAUCGUCACCUCGAAGUGGCAGCAGGUUUGGUCAUCGUUCGCGCAACAGCAGUGAUUCAGUAUCUUCAAACGCAGCACAGUACGGGUCUGGCGUUCCUGCCGAUGCCGCAGCCAUGUUUAAGAACGGAAGCCUCGCCGAUAUGAUUAAGAAUAGCUUUAACACAAACAACCCGGACCGUCGGCACGGUCAAGAUGGCGGUCGGCCUUUGGGUGUCGUUGAUACCGGAGACAGGAGUACCGGAGACAGGAGUGCCGGGACUGAACCUCCAAAUAGCGCCAAAGGCGCAAAGUCCUUCUUGUCCUUCUUGUCGCGGAACAAAAGAAAGGAAGAUGGGACAUCGCCCGACGAGCUGGAUUCCCCCACUAGUCCAGCCACCGGCUUCAAGGCUCACUCGCUUGGUAGUCGUGCCGGUCAUGUCAGCGAAACUUCCCUCGAUCAGCGCCCCGGUUCAAGUAUCUCGACUCACGAUCACAGCUUCGGCUUUCACAGCGGCCAUAGUAGGAAGAAGAGCGUGGUCGCUACCCGGGUUUAUCUCCUCGCUACGCUGGACCACUGGAAUUAUCGUAUGUUGGAUGUUACUGAUAUCGACUCCGCACAUGACUUGAGACAGCUAGUGUGCAUCAACCUGGGCCUACCUGACAGUGACGGCGCGGCAAUUUACGUGACUGAACUGGGCAAGUUUGAGCAUGAGGAGCCCUUGGACGACAUGAAACUGCUCACGAACAAAAGACUACGGGCGGAUGCAGUCGGUACGCUAAAACUGUUUGUAAGACCGGGCGGCUUGAUGAAUUCGCCAUACCCAGGUAACGGAGCCCAAAGCGGUCAACCAUCAUCGUAUGUCCCUCGUGGCGCCCCUCCCAUGGACGAGGAAAUUUUCAACAGGCUAAACGGACAAAGGCAGCGUUCUAGUUCAUCGCCGCCGACGUCGAGGCAGAAUACGAUAUCCAGCAAGGACCGGGACGAGAAGAUGCCAGCGGUGGAACAAGUCGAGUACAAGGCCUCGGAGCCCCCCAGAAAGCACGCCACCAAGGAGUCGAGCCCGGUUGGAGAGACGACCCCGGUCGGCAUCGUCGGCAGGAAAGUGGACUUUGACCAGCCCCGACUCUCGCCGUUCGAGGACAAGAGGCCCGAUCACCUGUUUCCGGUACGAAAGGCACCUGCACCACCAGGGGACCCAUCGGCUACUUUAACCAAGGUCAAUUCACUGAGUAAGAAAACUGGACAGGGAUUCCGACCUAGCACCGCACAUGCCACGCAUCACCAUCAUCACAACGCGAUAGAUCAUGGGUAUCACCAGAGACGGGUAUCGACGGAUAUCCGCGAGAACACGACGUCCGAGAGGCAGACGAGGAGGCCGGCCGCCAUAAGAGGAACCGCCGAAGUACCAUCGCCAUCAGGAGGAAUUGGCAGCUUGUUAAUCAACAUGGGCGGCCACCUGGGUGGCAUCGGCCAUCCUGUCGCCGGCGGUGCUCGCGCAUUAUCACCAAAUCGUGUCGCCUCAGCGCCUGUCGGGCAUGGUGGUGAGAUGAGCGAACAGCAAAGAGUACGCGCGCCGUCGCCUUCAGCUGUUAGUCCCAAUGCUCGUAGGAGACCUAGCGAGUCUCAUAUUAGCCAGCAACAAUAUCAGCAGAAUUACCGGCCGUCAUCAUCACAACAGCACCAUCCACAUCUUCAGCAGCAGCAGGCGCAGCAACAGCAGCAGCAACAAUACCAGUCGAGACAACAGCAGCCACAGCCGCCGCAACAACAGCGAGAUGCCCCGGCGCAUCACGAGGAGUCUAAGCGUAAAUCCCAUGGUCCUGAUGUGGACUUCAGCGAUAACGAUGUGCGCUUCACCCCACCUCCGGAGAAUGAAUCCACGAAUGCCGGUUCAGAUCAUCAGGACUACGCAGACGACCAGGAUGAUUCGGACGAUUCGGACGAUGGCCUCUUUGCGGUUCCGAUCUCGAAACCCAAGGCAGCAGAGACGUCGAAGACGAAGGAUGAUUCAAACAGGGGCGAGGAUGGACUCAACAAGCGUCCCAGUUUGAAGCUGGCAACCGACCGCUCCAAGAAGAACUUGUCCGUGGCGUUCACCACACCUCAGGCCAGCCCCAGUAUGGCCACGUUUACCGAGGAACCUGAACAUACCAGUGUGCCAUCGUCAUCGAGUCACGGUCACGGUCACGGUCACGGUCACCGACAGUCAGCGCCUGUUCCGUCGGGAUCAAAGGGAUGGGAACAGGAAGAGACGGAGUGCAAGAUUAGCAGGCGCAAGUCCUUUAUUGAGAAGGAUGUUUGGGCCAACCGUCCCCCGACCGACGCCCUUAUCAACAACCUCGAGGACUUUUUCCCCAACUUGGACGUCGACCAACCUGUGCUUGAGGAGGGCAAUGACACGGAGGUUGAGGCCCCGUCACCGAUUGCCGAGGUGGACGAGAGCCAGUUCCAGACACAGCCGCAGCAGAUAGCGCAACAGAUGGCUCAGAGCAACAGCGCAGCUGCCAGCAGCAGUAACAGCGCUGCUAUGCUACCGCCGCUUACCAGGGUUUCACACUCGACUUUCAACGAGAGUGAUACACUUGGAUCGGACGAGUCUACGCUCAAGGCGCUGGAGUCACGCCCGUCAUCGAUGGUAUCUGGCAGUGUGCGCCGGUCUAGGGGUCUCGGUCGCAUGAAGUCCAUUCGUGAGGUGGCCCGCGGUGCGCACGAAGCUCACAAGCGCUACACGCAAACGUCGCUGCAGAUGAACGUGGCGGCGCCGGCGGUGCCCAACGCGACGACCAACCUCAUGCGCCGCAAGAGCACAAAGAUGUUCAACGCCAACAUUGUGCAAAUCGAGCCCAGGCGAGGGUCCAUUCUAUCCACCAUUCCCCAAGAGACCUUGCCCACGCAAGACAACAUCAACACGCUACCGAAGAGACAAACAACCUUCCGCUGGUUCAAGGGUCAGCUAAUCGGCAAGGGCACCUUUGGCCGCGUAUAUCUGGGUAUGAACGCCACAACCGGUGAGUUCCUGGCCGUGAAGGAAGUUGAAGUCAACCCCAAAGCUGCCCAGGGCGACAAGAAGAAGAUGCAAGAGCUCGUCGCCGCGCUCGACCAGGAGAUCGACACGAUGCAGCACCUCGAUCACGUCAACAUCGUGCAGUACCUCGGCUGCGAGCGCAAGGAGACCUCUAUCUCCAUUUUCCUCGAGUACAUCUCCGGUGGCUCGAUCGGCUCCUGCCUGCGCAAGCAUGGCAAGUUCGAAGAACCCGUCGUCGCCUCGCUCACGCGACAGACCCUUUCCGGGUUAGCCUACCUCCACCGCGAAGGCAUCUUACAUCGCGACCUAAAAGCCGACAACAUCCUGCUGGACCUAGACGGCACAUGCAAGAUCUCCGACUUCGGCAUCUCCAAGAAGACGGACAACAUCUACGGUAACGACAAGACCAACUCGAUGCAGGGGUCCGUCUUCUGGAUGGCGCCCGAGGUUAUCCGCUCCCAAGGUGAGGGGUACUCAGCCAAAGUAGAUAUUUGGUCCUUGGGCUGCGUGGUGCUGGAGAUGUUUGCGGGACGAAGGCCGUGGAGCAAGGAUGAGGCGAUUGGAGCCAUUUACAAGAUUGCGAAUGGAGAGACGCCGCCUAUUCCGGAUGAUAUCAGGGAGGAGAUCACGCCGAUUGCGAUUGCUUUUAUGUUGGAUUGUUUUACUGUCGACCCAACUGAUCGCCCAACCGCCGACGUUCUUCUCUCGCAACACCCGUUUUGCGAACUGGAUCCUAACUACAGCUUCAUGGAUACGGAGCUGUAUGCUAAGAUUAGGGGGACUUAUUAA